AUGGGUUCUUUCAAAAUAAUCGCCAUAUUCUUUUUGGUUCUCCUACUUUUCCCAUCAAUUCAACCCAAAUGUGGAGCUUCAGCUUCUGCUGAAGAGGCUGUUGCUCUUUUGAAAUGGAAAGCCAGUUUUCAGAGCCAGAUCAAUAGCAACCUAACCUCAUGGAACCUUCAAUCCAUCAACGCCAAGAAUUCUUCUAGCCUUCCAUGCACUUGGGCUGGUAUUUCCUGCAUUAAUGGAAGCGUCAACAGGUUGAACCUCUCAAAUUGGAAUAUUAAAGGUAGCCUCCAUGAUUUCCCAUUUUCAUCCCUCCCAAAUCUUGAAUAUCUUGAUCUCAGCCUGAAUCAGAUCUUCGGCAGCAUACCUAAACAAAUAGGUAGCCUGUCGAAGCUCAUUUAUCUUGAUUUCUGGGUAAAUGAAUUGUCACAAGAAAUCCCACCUGAAAUUUGCAACUUGAGAAACUUGACUCAUUUGGCUCUUGCAAGUAAUCAGCUCUCAGGUCCAAUUCCAUCAGGAAUAGGGGAGCUGCAUUAUCUCGUGGAACUUUAUUUGGAUAACAACUAUUUAACAGGUUCAAUUCCAGCCAGUUUUGGUGACCUCAACAGGCUAGCGGAGUUGAGACUUUUUCAAAAUCACCUCUCUGGUCCCAUUCCCAGUGCAAUUGGGAAUUUGUUUUCGCUUCGAUUUCUUUACUUGAAUCACAAUAAUCUUAUUGGUGCAAUCCCAAAGUCACUGGGCAAUUUGACCAAUUUGAUUGAAUUGCUUCUCUUUGACAAUCAACUUUCAGGUUCAGUUCCAAAGGAAUUGGGUAAUCUGAAAUUCCUUACCAGUGUGGCCAUGAAUCAGAACCAACUUAAUGGUUCCAUUCCUGCUUCAAUUGGAAACUUGAGUAAUUUAAGAAUGUUGUUUCUUCGAGAUAACCAAUUUUCUGGUACCAUUCCACAAGAGCUUGGAAACUUGAAUAAGUUGGUUGCUUUGGAAUUGGAUCAUAAUAAGUUCUUUGGUCCAUUACCAGAACUACCAUGUCAAAGUGGAAUGCUCCAAAACAUUACGGUAUCUGAGAACAUGCUUACUGGUCCAAUCCCUAGAAGUCUGAAAAACUGCUCAAGCUUAAUUAGAGCCCGUUUUGAGGGUAACCGUUUCCGAGGAAACUUGUCAGAGAUGUUCGGAAUCUAUCCAUUCCUGGAUUUCAUAGAUCUCAGCAACAACGAAUUCUACGGAGAACUCUCUAGCAACUGGGGUAAAUGUAAACCUUUGAAAACCCUGCUGGUUGCAGAGAACAACAUCACAGGUGGUAUACCUCCAGAAAUUGGAAAUUUGACUCAACUACAUACACUUAAUCUUUCUUUGAAUUCUUUAUCAGGGAAGAUACCAAGGGCAGUUGGAGAGUUAGCUUCUAUGCUUAAACUGGAUUUACAUGACAACCAACUUACUGGUAAUAUUCCUCAGGUAAUGGGAGUGUCAUUGGAAUUUCUAGACCUGUCCACAAACUCCUUGAGUGGAACUCUACCUGAAAAUUUGGGUGGUAUGAAACACUUGUUUCACAUGAACUUGAGCAACAAUAUUUUAAGUCAAAGGAUUCCACUCCAGAUUGGGGAGUUAACCCAACUUUCUGAACUGGAUUUGAGUCAAAAUUUCUUCACAGGAGAGAUACCAUCUGAGUUUCAAAGUUUGCAGAGUUUGGGGACAUUGGAUCUCUCCCAAAAUAACCUCUCUGGCUUGAUACCAAAGGCUUUGGCAGAAUUGCCUGGUUUAUUGCACAUUAAUCUUUCUUUUAAUAAUUUGGAGGGUCCAAUUCCAAGUGGUAGAGCCUUUGGAUAUCUAACCUUAGAAGAAGUAAAGGGAAACAAAGGUUUGUGUGGCAAUAUUACAGGGUUCCGAGCCUGUGAAAGUUCCCCGCCGAUUAAAAAGCAUGUCAAGUAUAAAAGGAAGGAACUUGCUCUCAAAAUUGUAUUACCUCUUCUGGGAUCAUUCAUACUUCUUGGUGCAUUCUUUGGAGCUUUUAGAUUGCAUGAUCAAAGAAAAACAAAUUCAAGAGCAGAAGAUAUGGAGGUGAAAAAGGGUGAUUUAUUUGCCAUCUGUGCUUAUGAUGGCAACGCAUUGUAUAACAAAAUCGUGAGGUCUACAGAAGAGUUCAGUGAAAUAUUUUGCAUUGGGAAGGGAAGUUAUGGAAGUGUUUACAAAGCACAGCUUUCAAUAGGUGAUGUAGUAGCUGUGAAGAGACUUCAGAACAUGCCUAAUGUGGCAAAGGAUAAAAGCUUCUUGAAUGAGAUCAGGGCUUUGACAGAAAUCAAGCAUCGAAAUAUUGUGAAACUCUUUGGCUUCUGCUCAAAUGCUCGGCAUUCAAUUUUGAAGAAGCCAAGGAACUCGACUGGCAAAAGAGGCUGA
Molecule: messenger RNA, 2385 nt
Organism: Coffea arabica (coffee)
Lineage: Eukaryota; Viridiplantae; Streptophyta; Magnoliopsida; Gentianales; Rubiaceae
Source: RefSeq, a predicted model, not a curated record